This is a messenger RNA of Larimichthys crocea (large yellow croaker), 1577 nucleotides long. It is a transcript of the gene wdr74, whose product is annotated as WD repeat domain 74. NCBI's taxonomy places the organism in Eukaryota, Metazoa, Chordata, Actinopteri, Sciaenidae. Bases 128 to 1297 code for a protein of 389 amino acids. Gene Ontology annotation, biological process: ribosomal large subunit biogenesis. The record is from RefSeq and is a predicted model, not a curated record. The transcript is spliced from 2 exons. Gene Ontology annotation, cellular component: nucleolus; preribosome, large subunit precursor. Gene Ontology annotation, molecular function: protein binding.
UUUUGUAUUCUGUGUUGACUUCCUGUUCAGCUUUGCAAUAAAGUUUGAUUUAAAAAAAACAAAAACAGUGUGACGUCGUUGUCGCGCGACACAGCCACAGGACCCGCACGUGUGUUCGGUUCGGUCCAUGAUGGCGGACUCCAGCCGGCUGUGUUCCGUGUGGCUCGGUUCGGAGACCGGGAUCCUGAAGGGGGUCAGCCUGGGCCGGAAGCAGGCCUUUAACUUCUGCAACACGCGCCAGCUGAGCCGGGACCAGGAGGUGCGCGCGCUGUGCUGGGCCGACCCGGCUCAGAGCGAGCUGCUGCUGGGCUCCGUGGACGGAACCGUGAGGACGUUCAGCACCGAGAAGGGAGCCUUCACCGAGGCGCGGCGCUGCGGGGAGCCGGCGGAGGGCUGCUUCACCGGGCUGGCCGCGCUCAGCGGCUCCGCCACGGUCACCUGCGUGGAGUGCGGGACGCUGCGCGUGUGGAGGGAGGACAGCAGCGAGCCCGCGACCCAGCUGCACGCGGGACAGAACGUGUGCCGCAUGCGGCAGAGCCCGGUACACCGGCACAAGGUGGCCACCGGCGGGAAGGACAACCCGCUGAAGAUCUGGGACCUGCAGAGACCCGAGAGCCCCGCGUUCACCGCAAAGAACCUGCGGGACGACUGGCUGGACCUACGGAGGCCGCACUGGGUCCGAGACAUGGCGUUCAUCCCGGACUCAGACAAGGUGGUCACGUGCACAGGUUACCACCAGGUGCACGUCUUCGACCCGGCGUCCCCUCAGCGGCGUCCCGUCCUGGAGGUGGAGUACGGCGAGUACCCGCUCACGGCUCUGUCGCUGCCCCCUGGUGGUCAGUCUGUGGUGGUGGGGAACACUCACGGGCAGAUCGCCGUGUUGGACCUGAGGAAAGGGGCGGUGCGCGGCUGUCUGAAGGGGCUGGCGGGCGGCGUGCGCGCCCUGCAGUGUCAUUCGUCUCAGCCCGUGGUGGCGUCCUGCGGCCUGGACCGCUUCCUGCGCGUCCACAGCCUGGAGGACCGAAAACUGCUGCACAAAGUCUACCUGAAGUCUCGCCUCAACUGUGUCCUGCUCGCCAGCCGAGAGGAGGCGGGGCAGACGGCGGGGGAGGCGGGGUCACAGGAGGUGAAGGAGGAGGAGGAGGACGAGGUGUGGGACGCCAUGGAGCGAGUGGAGGAGGCGCCAAAGAGGAAAACAACAACAGAAGAAGAAGAAGAAGAGGAGCAGGAGGAGGAGGAAGUGAAGAAGAAGAGCAAGAAGAAGAAGAAGAAGAAGAAAGAGGCGUUUGAGGACUGAUCAGAGCGUGGGACUUUUCAAACCUGACUUAAUGUUUGUUCGAGUUUAUUAAAGCUGCAGCAGAGCCUCCAUGUUUUAUUUUGAACCUGAACGUUUCAGUAACGUUGGACAAACGUUUGUAUGUAAAAUAUGUUUAACGAGCUUCAGGUCGUUUGUACUCGAUUACAUUUAUCAGCUUCAGUUUGUGUAAUAUAAAUAUAUGAACAUAUGUAACGUGUUGGACAGUCUGCACAGGAAGUGGAACACUGACUGUAUUUCACAUUAAAAGACAUAAAAACAG